Messenger RNA from Symphalangus syndactylus (siamang), 4358 nucleotides. RefSeq names its product pleckstrin homology and RhoGEF domain containing G7 (gene PLEKHG7). The record is from RefSeq and is a predicted model, not a curated record. Gene Ontology annotation, molecular function: guanyl-nucleotide exchange factor activity. NCBI's taxonomy places the organism in Eukaryota, Metazoa, Chordata, Mammalia, Primates, Hylobatidae. Gene Ontology annotation, biological process: Rho protein signal transduction.
AUGCAACAACCUGCUUGACACUCUCCUCUGGAAGAGGAAAGGAACUACUAGAGGAAGCGUGGGCACUUGGAUGCAGAAAUUGAGCACCCUCCAUGUGAUCCAGAGAACAGCAACUCAUACAUCUUCUGGAACUUUCUACCAACAGUAGAACCUCUUAGCUUUAUGGAGAAAACAGAGUCAUUCUGUCCAGAGGUGCCACCCCGAGACUGCGGAGCCUCUCCUUGGCCCCCGCUGAGGAGCCUGCCAAAGAACCAGGGGAGUCUCCUCCAGUUUGACCGGCAAGCUCCAGGCCGCCUGUCCACCUCACCCACUUUGAGGAGAUUAAGGACCCGUAGCUGUGGGACAAGGCAGGAUACCUUGCAGGUGCCCACCCGGGGAAGCUGGGGAGAGCCUGUGGGCUCCCCAUGUUACCUUUCCAAGAGCCUGCCAGGAAGCUCAAAGGAUUCUUCACACUUGCUGUCACCCUUGAGACUCCACUCAAGAUUGACCUCUGAACCUGAAAGGGCCCUGAAUGCAGCUGACUCACUGGAGCCCCAAACCCAGCCCACGGACAAGUAUCUCCCUCCUGAGCUUCAGCCUGCCAGUGAAGGGUCCCUUCACCAGGCCUCUCUUCUGCAGCAAGAAGGCCACUUCCUGCCCAGCCCCACCCCACGACGCCCUAGUCCUCAGGGAGAAGAAUUGCACCCAUCCAGGUUCUACGAGCACAGGCGGAGCUCUGUGGUGCUGAACUUACCUGGACUUGAGAUGUUCCCUGGGGACCUUCUGGUGUCAGAUGGAGCUGCUGAUUACCUAUGCCAUCCACUUCUGCUGCUGAAUUCAGAAUCCAAAAAGCCAAGAUGGCCUUUCUCCAAAAGAGGAGUGGGCAAAGACAAACACAAGCACAUGUCCGAUCUGGAAAACUGCCUGUCCUCUGUGAAAAUUACCAACUUCAGGGGCUAUGACUUCUACAGUCUUAAGGAUAAGACCUGGGAUGAAGUCUUGGAAACACAUCACAAACUCCCGACUGAUCAAUUAGACUUGAAAAAGCAGCAAGAGGCCGUGUGGGAACUUUUCACAAGUGAAUGCACCUAUUUUUUGGACCAUUUAUUAGUUCUUAAGAUGAUUUUUAUGAAUACACUAAAAUAUCUGCAAACUCAUGAAUAUCUCCUAGAUGUGGAUUUAUGGAGACUUUUUGCAAACCUGGAGGAGUUAACUCAGACAAGCCUUGGUUUUGUGAACAGUCUCUUUGGCAUCAUCAAGGACUAUGUAGACGCUUCUGAGAUUUCCUCAUCACUGGAUUUUAUUUCCGUGCUCACAAAGUAUUUCCGAGGGAGUCUCUGUCAGAGCCACCAGACCUACUGCCUGAACUAUUCAGCUGCUAUCUUUUAUCUGGAGAGCCUGAGGCAGAGAGAUGACUUUGGAAUUUAUUUAAAAUGGUGUGAGCAGAAUGAACAAUGCAGACGGCUCCACCUGCCUGAGCUACUAGUGGCCCCACUUCAGAGGCUCACUCGAUACCCGUUGUUGCUGAAGAAUAUCUGGAAAAGGAGCACGGACUCUGCUGAGAAAAUCAUGAUCUACUCCAUCAAGGAAAAGGUGGAAAAGUCCAUCCGGGACUUUGAAGGAAAAGUGAAGUGGCUGGACAAUUUCCAAAAAUUUAGAUAUCUACAGGAGAUUAUAGUGUGGCCACCGCUUUGGGAUAGAGAUAAAAGGUUUUUCAUUCCAGAGUGUUUGAAACACAUUUUUAAAGAACAGACGGCAGAAAACAUCUUGUCACCAACCAACAGACACCUUCUCUAUGAAGGAAAAUUAACUCUUGCAGAAAGCACAAGAUUCCUAGAUGUUUAUCUGUUUCUCUUCAGUGAUUUCCUCUUAGUUACGAAAACUAAGCGCAACAAAAAGAAACUUGGAGGCUCAGACCCUGGUUUAAUGUGUCCUUCUUUUACUCCUGAGUUGCAAGCAGUAAUAAAAGACGGUGGUUCGUGUACAGUACUCGAUCAGCCUAUUCCACUAGAUAGAUUGGUAGUCAAAAAUAUUGAACCACUCCAUGUGUCAGUCUUUGGGCUGAGAAAUGCUUUUCUUAUACAACAUGAAAACAGAUAUCGGCAGUGUAUAGCAGCAUUCUUAUUACGAGCCCAAACGGAAAACAUCAAAAAAACAUGGAUGGCACAAAUAACAACUGCAAUUUCUUGCUUUACCAAGAGUCAGGAAACCAAGAAAAUAUCUUUAUUCACAUUGCCUGCAGAAUCCUCUGAAAUUUAGGGACCUAAAACAAGUGGCAUGCCUUUUUAGAAGAUUAGCGUUUAAGGUAUUAUUUCAUUCAAACUUUUAUAACACUUAGAUAGUGAUAAGCUAGAAUGAAAUUUGCAUUUUAAAGAAGUUUCAGAAUUUGAAAAUUUGAGCUAGGAAAAUCCUCAGUAUAGAGGAAUAAUGACUGCAACAAAUUUGAACUCUGAGGAAUUUCUUGACAAAUAUAUACUGACAUCCAGAUUACCUUCUAAUGCUUCCGUCAGGUUUGUAGGAGGUGUGGGUGAAGAAAGGUGCUAGUUUGUGAAUGAUCAUAUAAAUGGAGUAUCAGAAGGAAAACAAUGUCCACUGCUUGCGUCCAAUAUGAACUCCAGUAUCUUACUCUGUACCGAUAAAAUAAUGAAACCAAUUUUCCUCAUGGCUUGUCUAUCAGUCUUAACCGCUUUAUAGUCCUACCUCAAACAUAAUGAUAAAUCUUUAGAUACAAAGCUUCAUUGUUCUUUUAAUAUACAAAGCAAUAAAUAAGGACUACAUUUAAAUAGCAGUUUUAAAAUUCCUAUUCUCAAACUCAUCUCAGGUAUACUUUAUAGUACUCUAACGUGGAAGUAGAAAAUCCCAAAGACUAAAUUCCACUACUUCAAGAUAGGAAGAAAAAAAAAAAUCUGGCUUUCACCAGUUAACACUUUUGCAUGGCUUUUCUUGGCCUGUCGUGAAGUGUACAGAUUUUCAUAUACAUAGUAAGGUAUCUGUCUCUUAACUUUAUUUUUUGAAGAAUGAUGGUGUUUGCCAUAAAAAUAUUUUCUGGUUGUUAUUGGUGUGUGUGUGUGUGUGUGUGUGUGUUAGCACAGUACAGUCACUUAAUUUUAUUUGGCAGGACUUCAAAUUUCUUCAGAAUUUUUAUCAUGAAAGGCAGUUUGAAUAAUUAUUAUAUUAUUAUGGCAGUAUAUAUACUAUUAACUACAUUCAAGGAACUAGUUCUUAGGGUCAGAUUAUUGCAUCAAAUAGAAGUCCACAAACUUCCAUUUCAGGCUCGUACCUUUUGCAAUUUGCAAAGUGAAAGUAGUAAAUUUAUCAAAUUUGGCUGCAAGACAACUGAAGCCUUGGCUGAUUUUGUUAAGCUGAAGAAUGGGAUAGAGAGGAUAAUGUUUGGGCAAGUCAUGUGCACAGUAAUUCUUUGAGGAAGGUGAAAUUUCACCAGGCAAACAGAGCAGUAAAGACAAGUGCAGCAGAAAGGCUUUUGUACAAGGCAAGCACUAUUAGAAUGGAGACUAAUAAUCUCUUUAUAAUAAUGUCAGACGUUUAAUAGAAGAAAAAAUAAAAGGAAAAUAUGGAGGACAGUAACUAUUGUUGAUAGCUAAGAAUAAAUGAGGUGGGGAGAAGGCAAAGGGGAGAAUAGACUUCAAGCUUCAAGCGAAUUCCUAGAGAUGGCAUCUGGAUGGGACUGAAAGCAGUUAUGUCCAGGAGAAUACAAUAUAGAUUAUGCAAGAGAAAAUUUUAUAAAGAAAUUUCUGGCUGAAAAAAAUUUUUAACUUAACAAUCAUCUUGCAAAUGUGUAGAUAGAUAUAAACCAACCUCGGAGGUGAGCAGUGGACUAGGACGAGGUGACCUCUCAAAUUCCUUUAGUCCCAUGAAUCCAGCAACCACAGACUUAUAUGUAUAAAGGUAGUUUUCUCCCUCUGAAUCUCAUUAAAGGGAGAGACAGACUGACUAAAUUAACAAAAUACGUAAAACAGCUCAAGAAUACGCUGCACAUAAACUGGAAUUCUAUACAGCUCACAAAAUAACAUGUCUAAUACACAAUCUAUUAGAUGUUUGAGGAUAUGCACAUUAAACUCUUUGGAGGGUUCAGAAUGAAGCACAUUCUAAUGAAAGGAUAGUGCGGGUCAGAACAAAAACCAUUCUAGAACCGUAGCUCCCAGGAAGAAGAAAUAGCAAAAAACAAUGGCACAUUGGGCCUUCCAAAAAGUAUCUUUGGGGAGGGGAGGGAGAAAAAAAAUAUAAAUAAAUAAAUAAAUAAAUAAAUAAUAAAUGUUUUAAGUAUCUUUAAAUGAUCAUCUGGGUAUUAAGCGCAGAUACACAAUGAAAUAAGCAGUUAAUUACAUAUUUUUUAUAUGUUUUUAGUUUUGUUAAUUCUC